Parasteatoda tepidariorum (common house spider) is the source of this 1965-nucleotide messenger RNA. RefSeq lists its product as uncharacterized. Lineage: Eukaryota; Metazoa; Arthropoda; Arachnida; Araneae; Theridiidae. The record is from RefSeq and is a predicted model, not a curated record. Gene Ontology annotation, molecular function: protein binding. Gene Ontology annotation, cellular component: cytoplasm.
CAUUAUGGGAAGGGGUGGCAAGUCUCGCAAGAAAUCUCGUCAAAGUCAGGGAACUGCUGAACUUACUGAUGGCCUUAAAAAGUUAUCCAUCGAAACGACAUCUCAACACUGGAAUGAACUCUCAACGUUAAAAGUUGAUACUUCAGAUCAAAGACGGAGCAGUGUUCAAUUAAGCGUCAGUGAAGAUGAUCGACGCCAAAGUUUGUUUGCUGAUAUCGAAUCUCAGUUGACCAAAGUUCCAAGUCUGAUAUCAGCUGGAAGUCAAGACGGUUCUGAUGGCAGGAAAGUACGACCAGAUGAAGUGUUCACUGAUAAGGCUAGAGCUGCUAUGGUGGUCAUCGGUACCAAAGAUAUCAAGGAAGCUUUGGAUAAAAAGAAAGCCGAGGAGAUUUUUCGCAAGACUCCUGAAGCCAAGAAUGCUGCAGUGCUGUAUCAACAAGCUCGUUUUCUGAUGCAUCAGAGUAGAUUUAAAGAAGCACUCAUAUUCUUGAAUAAGGCAAUUCAAGUUGAUCCCAAGCGUAAGGAAUGGUUAACAGACAGAAGUCAGUGUUAUUUUAGGUUGUUACAGCCAGAAACAGCGUUGAAGUUUGUAAAUGAAGUUCUUCAGAUAGAUCCAAAAUAUUUCCAGGCACUGUUAUUGAAAGGCGAAAUUCUGUAUUCUUUGUGGGAUUUAGAACGAUCGAUGUUGUGUUUCGUAGCAGGCAAACGCUUGAGGCCCGACAAUGAAGACUGCAUUCGUGGCAUUCAUAAAGUACGAAUGGCUCUCGAGGAAAUUUCAGCUUUUAGAAAAUCAUCAAUGAACAGAAAUGCCAAAGGAAAGAUCAAAAGAAGCAAAUCGGCAAAAGAACGAAUUUCGUUGGAUUUGGCAUUCUUAUCUCCUGCUGGUUCAUCAGAUGUGGGAGGUUCGGGAAGCUUAUAUCCAACACCAAAAUGCUCGACGCCUACAGACAGACCUUCUUCAAAAUUGUCACAACAGACAGAAGUUGAUAGAAGCACAAUAAAAAGACCGGUUACAGCGCAUGCUCGAAGAAGGAUUUCUUUAUCAAGUUAUAAAGUGAAUUCAAAUCUGGAAUCACCAAAACGAAACGACAAGCUUCUCUCCGCAAGACCCAAAACAGCUGUCAAAAGAUAUACUGCUAAACCUUCUGAUGAUACGGAUUCUGACUCAUUCGAGGAUAGUAUCUUUUCAACACAUCGGAAAAAUUCAGAUCUUUCAUUAAAAUCGAAACCCAGUUUCAGAUUUUCAGAUUCUGACAAUGAUGAAUUUUACAACCUUAGUGAAAGAAGUCAUAAUGAUUCAAAAGAGAUAUUUAAAAGUGAAAAGCAGAGAAAAAUACGGCGCCAAAAGAAUGCUCAGAAAGUGAAGUGCCAACCACAGAAUUUAAGACCAAAAAGCUCUGUUGCACCAAGAAUUGCACCAUCCCUAGGAAAGGAUAGAGCCUUUUUAGAAAACAUUUUGAAAGAUAAAGGUUUAAAGAAGGCAAACACCAUGUAUACUAAGCGAGCUCUGAGAAUUGCUCGAGAUUUGCACAAGUUUGUAUCUGAAAGGGAAAUUUAUUGGAGAAACAGAGAACAUUUUAUACGAUAUUCAAAAUCAGAAGACGACAGUUUUAUUUUUUGAAAUACUACUUGUUAUAUAAAUGCGCAAUACCGUGCAAAUGCUAUAAGAUAUGCAUAUAUAUGUAUAUCCUAGAUGGAAAUUUGUGAAAUGAAAUUAUUAAUAGCCUGUGUUGUAUCCAAACAAAUGAAAAAUCAAAGGUCAAUUAAAAAAAAUACAAAACUUUUUAUUUACUAUGGAAGGUCUUAGUACAACAAUAUGGUAAAUCCAAGCUUCUUUUCUGAUUGCGGAGACAAUAUAUUUCUUUAGCCGGUUCCUGGUGUUAAAUAGUGUUAGAAAGACCUAGUUCCUAGAUGCAAAUUUAUCGAGUGAAUUUUUUUAAUUUUCCAUUGUAUCCCGUUGAGAAU